This is a messenger RNA of Camelina sativa (false flax), 375 nucleotides long. The record is from RefSeq and is a predicted model, not a curated record. Lineage: Eukaryota; Viridiplantae; Streptophyta; Magnoliopsida; Brassicales; Brassicaceae.
AUGAAAUUUUGGACUACGUACGAUGCUGCAGAGAGUGAGAGGCAGAAGGGCGUCGAAGAGUUUUAUAGAUUACAACACAUUAACCAAACUGUCGACUUUGUGACAAAGAUGAGGGCUGAAUAUGGUAAAUUAGAUAAGAAGGUGAUGAGCAUUUGGGAAUGCUGUGAGCUUCUUAAUUACGAGGUCGUGGACGAGAGCGAUCCAGAUCUUGAUGAGCCUCAGAUUCAGCACUUGCUUCAAUCUGCCGAAGCCAUCCGCAAGGAUUACCCUAAUGAGGAUUGGCUUCAUCUAACCGCUCUUAUCCAUGAUCUUGGGAAGGUUAUGACUCUUCCACAGUUCGGUGGACUUCCUCAAUGGGCUGUUGUUGGUAACUAA